Molecule: messenger RNA, 1807 nt
Organism: Amborella trichopoda
Lineage: Eukaryota; Viridiplantae; Streptophyta; Magnoliopsida; Amborellales; Amborellaceae
Product: serine/threonine-protein kinase RIPK
Biological process (GO): protein phosphorylation
Molecular function (GO): ATP binding; protein kinase activity
Source: RefSeq, a predicted model, not a curated record
UGCAAAUGUCUCCUCUUUUUAAACCACCCCUUAACCACCUCUCAACACCCAUUCUUCUUCUUCUACCUCUCCUCUCUCUUUCUAAACCCCACAUCAUCCUUCUCCUUCAAGCCUGCACAUCUUUCUCUCUCUAAUCCAACACCAUUCUUCUUCAGCACAACUCUCUUGCUAGCCAUUAUUACACUUCCUCAUCACAGCUCACUAGCCAACCCCAUUCUUGUUGCCUUUUCUCUCUCUCUCAAGAUGCCUUGCAUCCCAUGGAAAGCCAUCCUUCCAGCUGGAUGUCUCAGGGAAAGCUCACCGAAGACCAACAAGCGCGUUGUGGCGAAGCAAACAUCCUUUCAAAGGCUAUCCUUCUCAGACCUCAGUGACCCAUUUUUGGUAGAGGACCUGUCUCUCUCUCUCGGAUCCAGUCUUCACAACUUUACUCUGAGUGAGCUAAAGGCCAUUACCCAGAACUUCUCUGCCAGUUUCUUGUUGGGAGAGGGCGGGUUUGGUCCCGUUCACAAGGGUUAUAUCGAUGAUAAAUUGAGGCCCGGACUUAAGGCGCAAGCUGUGGCUGUCAAGCUCCUCGACUUGGAAGGUUUGCAGGGGCAUAGGGAAUGGCUGGCCGAAGUGAUUUUUCUUGGGCAAUUGAGACACCCGCAUUUGGUCAAGCUGGUCGGCUACUGCUAUGAAGACGAGCACCGGUUGCUGGUCUACGAGUUCAUGCCGAAAGGGAGCUUAGAGAAUCACCUGUUUAAGAGGUUUUCGAUCUCAUUGCCAUGGGCAAUAAGGCUUAAGAUCACGAUUGGAGCUGCGAAGGGUCUUGCCUUCUUGCACGAGGCCGAGAAGCCAGUAAUCUAUAGGGAUUUCAAGGCCUCCAAUAUCCUAUUGGACUCAGAUUACACAGCCAAGCUUUCAGAUUUUGGGCUCGCAAAGGAUGGGCCAGAAGGGGAUGAGACCCAUGUUUCCACGCGGGUAAUGGGGACACAUGGUUAUGCAGCUCCAGAAUAUGUCAUGACUGGUCACUUGACCGCAAAAAGUGAUGUCUAUAGCUUUGGAGUGGUUCUCUUAGAACUCCUCACGGGAAGGCGCUCGAUGGACAAGACCCGACCAAGUAGAGAACAGAGCCUCGUAGAGUGGGCUCGCCCCUAUCUAAACAACAGUAAAAAGUUAAAUCGAGUAAUGGACCCAAACCUUGAUGGGCAAUAUUCAAUCAAGGGUGCACAAAAGGCGGCAGCUCUAGCCUAUCAAUGCCUAAGCCAUAACCCAAAGAAUAGGCCUCUGAUGAGACAGGUGGUUGAAAUUCUUGAGCCAGUGCAAGACCUAAAAGAAGACAUAGUUGGUCCCUUUGUGUACACAGCAGCCAUGGAAAAUGCUAGGAAACCUGACCCAGGAAGAUCUGCAGUCAAAGAGACCAAAAUCCCAAAUGGGGGUCAUAGGAGCCGAUCACCCAUGUCUCCCACGAAGGCCUAUUCAGACACAGCUCUCUAUAAAAAUUCGCCCAGACACAAAGGGUGAGGAGCAUAGAGUUUUGGAAGGAAGUGGUGAAGUUAGAGAGUUGUAAGCAUAGGAUUUUGAAUGAAAGUGAAGAUAAAAGAAGCAGUGUGUGAGAAGGUUCUUGCUGUAUAUGAUUAAGUUCGGGACGCCAGGAGAAGAUUUCCCACCUGUUAGGUCAAGCAGUUAUGUCGAUAAUAUCAUAAUAUUGCUGCAGACCAAGGAUAUGCAGUGACUACUUAUUUCACGAAAGAUCGUUGUGUAAAGAUUUAAGAAUUUUAGCUGUAUAGGCUGGAUCAGCUUGCUUCAACAAUUUCAGUUGUACACA